UUUCCUGGUGCCGUUCAUCUAUCUUAUGAUGAACACAGAAAUAUGCCACGCCGUGAUUUGCACGACCAAUCUGGGAUUAGAGUAUCGUUCGGAACAGGUGCCCGGAAACCUAGUAACGUUUUCCAUAAAUGCCUGUUGUCCGUGUCGUUCUCAGCCCGUCAGGUAUCAGAUCCCACUCUGUGGAUUACGGAACGCCAUCGUCAAAGUCAAUACUGUUAAAACUCAAGUGAACAACGCACUCCGUGCUUUUGCAUCUUCCAUAGCUGGCGGAAGUGAAGUCUGCUCCCGGGGACGUCAUUUUACAACACCAACUUAUGAUAAUAUUACAGAUGCUCUACUGGCUUCUUACCAAGGGCUGACAGGAAUCGCUCUGAAACUCCACAUCAUCCAAAAUCAUGAUAACUCAAGAAUUGGCGUCAUUUCCGGAAUAUCAGACGAUAUCGGGGACACACUCUGUCAUCUACAAUCACUUCUGGGGGACAUCGAGAUGUCUGAGACAAUCUACAAAAGAAGUCACACUAUUGCACAAUUGGACAUCAGCCAGAUGGUGCCCUACACGUGCAGCACUCUGAAUGAAAAUCUCGCCAAACUCAACAAUAUUGAAAAGAGCAUACGGGCAACGCUUUUGAGAAAGUUGAACGAUUUUGCAUAAACACAUAUGUUUAUAGUAUUGGUAAAUGUUUUUAGAAAUUAUAUUCAUGUGAUUGAUUUCAAACGAAGCAACAAUAAAAAGUUUGAAGUUGGGAAAACAUUGUGUUUCAAUCUUUUCAUAUAUGUAUUAAUUUACGGUGACGUUU
Messenger RNA from Ostrea edulis (European flat oyster), 797 nucleotides. RefSeq lists its product as uncharacterized. The transcript has 3 exons. NCBI's taxonomy places the organism in Eukaryota, Metazoa, Mollusca, Bivalvia, Ostreida, Ostreidae. The record is from RefSeq and is a predicted model, not a curated record. The coding region runs from base 26 to 652 and encodes 208 amino acids.